Chondrus crispus (carragheen) is the source of this 2131-nucleotide messenger RNA. RefSeq names its product ATP-binding cassette, sub-family E (RLI), member 1. Lineage: Eukaryota; Rhodophyta; Florideophyceae; Gigartinales; Gigartinaceae. The record is from RefSeq and is a predicted model, not a curated record. The transcript has 2 exons. Gene Ontology annotation, molecular function: ATP hydrolysis activity; ribosomal small subunit binding; ATP binding. The coding region runs from base 1 to 1839 and encodes 612 amino acids. Gene Ontology annotation, biological process: translational termination; ribosomal subunit export from nucleus; translational initiation.
AUGGCAGAGAAGCUCACGCGUAUUGCUAUCGUGAACGGUGAGCGAUGCAAGCCGAAGCGCUGCUCGCUGGAGUGCAAGAAGAGCUGUCCGGUCGUACGCAUGGGCAAGAUUGGCUGCCUGGAGGUGACGUCCAAGAGCAAAAUCGCCAGCAUCUCGGAGAUCCUGUGCGUGGGCUGCGGUAUCUGUGUGAAGAAGUGCCCGUUUGACGCCAUCCAGAUCAUCAACCUGCCCAAGGAGCUGGAGAAGGAGACCGUGCAUCGCUACGGGCCCAACUCGUUUAAGCUACACCGUCUCCCGGUCCCGCGCCCGGGGCAGGUCCUUGGCUUGGUGGGUACGAACGGAAUUGGGAAGAGCACCGCGCUUAAAGUCCUCGCCGCUAAGCUCAAGCCCAACUUGGGGCAGUUUUCCUCUCCGCCAGACUGGACUGAGAUCCUGAACAACUUCAGGGGCAGCGAGUUGCAGAAUUAUUUCACAAAGGUCUUGGAAGAUGAUAUCAAGGCCAUUAUUAAGCCGCAGUAUGUCGACGCUAUUCCGAGGGCAAUCAAGGGCGAGGUGGGAGAAAUUGUUAACAGGAAGGACGAGAGAGAUGUCGCCGAUAAAAUCAUCAAUGAGCUACAGCUCGGAGGUGUCCUCGAUCGCGAAAUUAGCGUAUUGAGCGGAGGGGAGCUGCAGAGGUUCGCGCUUGCCAUUGUUGCUGUGCAAGAGGCCGACGUGUAUAUGAUUGACGAGCCAAGCUCAUAUUUGGAUGUGAGGCAGAGAUUGAAGGCCGCAGGCGUCAUUCGAGGUCUGCUCGUCGAGAGAAGCAAGACUUAUGUUAUUGUUGUCGAGCAUGAUCUUGCCGUACUUGACUACCUCUCCGAUUUUAUCUGCUGUCUCUAUGGCAAGCCGGGUGCGUACGGUGUUGUUACUCUUCCAUUUUCUGUUCGAGAGGGGAUCAACAUUUUCCUAGCCGGCUUCAUCCCGACGGAGAACUUGCGCUUUAGAGAGACGGCUCUUCAGUUCAGAUUAGCUGAGACUGCCGAUGAUGACGAAGAGGUCGAGCAUCACCAUCUGUACAGCUACCCAAAAAUGACAAAGACGCUGGGUUCGUUCAAACUUCGUAUUGAACAGGGCUCUUUCACGGACUCGGAAAUUGUCGUCAUGCUUGGCGAGAACGGCACCGGCAAGACAACUUUCAUUCGUAUGCUCGCCGGCCUGAUGAAACCUGACGAUCCAACCGUGGAAGUCCCAGAGUUGAACGUCAGUUACAAACCUCAGAAGAUUUCUCCUCGCUUUGAAGGAACCGUGCGACAGCUCCUGUACAACAAAAUCCGAGACUCGUGGACGCACCCGCAGUUCAUGACUGAUGUGACAAAGCCAAUGAAUAUGGAACCGUUGCUGGACCAAGAAGUGCGACAUUUGUCUGGUGGAGAGUUGCAACGUGUGGCGCUGGUGAUGGCGCUUGGGAAACCUGCUGACAUUUACCUGAUUGACGAACCAAGUGCGUACCUAGAUUCAGAACAACGUAUCAUCGCGGCCAAGAUGAUCAAGAGAUAUAUCCUUCACUCGAAGAAGACUGCUUUUGUGGUAGAGCAUGACUUUAUUAUGAGCUCGUAUCUUGCCGACCGGAUAGUUGUGUAUGAGGGAACACCGGCUAAAGACUGUAUAGCGUGCACGCCGCAAAACCUUGUGUCAGGAAUGAACCGAUUUUUGAAGAAUUUGGAGAUUACGUUCAGAAGAGACCCAACGAAUUUCCGCCCAAGAAUUAACAAGAUCGACUCCGUCAAGGAUAGGGAGCAAAAGCUUUCGGGGCAAUACUUUUAUGUGGAUGUCGCCUCUGACGACAGGGAUGCGGACUAAACUGCACUGACUCGUACGAUCUCCGCCUCAAAGAGAUGUUGUCGCACAGCAGGAGCCACCAAAUCGCCAGGGCGGACUCUCGCGCUUUGGAUUGCGUUUCGAGUGCGCUUCACGCUGCAAUACAGCAAUCCAGAUGGGGGUAGUAGCAAGCCUUAGCACAUCAGUGUGGCAAUUAGCAACAAUGUCAGAGAGCUAGAGCCUAGGCAUGCUCCCCCGCGGACAGCCCGUCCCUUUUGAAUAGAACAAUCAGUUGCAGGCGUUGACUGAAAGAAUGAAGUGAGUGAACCGACAA